UUAUCUUAUCAUUACCGAUUGAGACUGGCGUCUCGAGUAAAUUUGUCGUCCGAGUCACUUCAUAAUUCUUGGUCAGUAAAUUGCAUAUUUAAGAUCACGUUGGAUUCGUAGAAACUAGAUAAGUCUGUUUGACGUUGGUUUUAAUAGCAUAUAUGUAGUGUAGGGUUGUGAUAUUAACUGACAAGUGUGUUAUUAUAUUAUAUUAAUCCAGUGUGCGUAGGGAGUAAUUUGGGAGUGACAUACUCGAAUAAGUGAAACGGGCUAUUUUAAGAAAAUUUGAUUUGGUCAAUUUUUUUUAAUGGAUUAUAUAAAACAUUUUAUAUUUAUUUAAUAGAUUGAUAAGAAAAUAAUCAAAUGAAAUGGAAAUAUAUUUAUUUAUUAAUAUGAGUGAGUUAUUUGGGUAUGUCACUCCCUAUCCUAUGCAUGCCGGGUUAUAUACAUGUCAAGUCAGUGAAAUUACAUGAUGGUUAAUAAGAAUUGUCGUUGUGCAGUGCAUAGAUUGAUUAUUGACUUUUGUAUAACCAAUAUUACCAAUUUUGUAUCGGCGAGAUCGUUGAAUCUCUUAUUAUGAGUGCGAAGGAUCUGUGGAUACGUGAUCUCAUUACUAUUUACGGAUCUAUAUUGAUUGUCACGUCCGUGUUAAUAUUUUGGAUCACCAAGAAAUGGUCGAAAUUUUGCGAGAAUUUAUAUCGCUCUUAUUUAUUGGGCUUCGAGAUGGAAUGUGCCGAGCUUGCCGGGUCACAUAAAAAGCGACUUUUUAAAAAUUUGAGAUAUACAGAAUCGAAGGAUGAAAUUUUGAAAAUAAUGGGCAAAGUUCGCAUUCUUGAGAUUGGCGUGAAAACAGGUAACAAUAUACAAUACUAUCCUGACGGGACUCAUUUGAUCUGCGUCGAUUGGAAUCGAAAGUUGGGCGAUUAUUUAAUCAAUGGAGAAAGAUCUUACGAAUUUUCGCAUAUUACUAUUGAACGUUUAAUGAUCGGCGAUGGUAGCUCACUCAAAGGUAUUCCAUCGGGCUGUGUAGACGUUGUUGUAACUACGAGAUCACUUUGUUCGACCAGAUCAGUUAGGUCGACUCUUCGUGAAAUAUAUAGAGUCUUAGCACCGGGUGGAACUUAUCUGUUUUUUGAACACACAAUGGAAAAUGAUAAAACCUUUAUCAGGUGGUUGCAAAAGAUACUCACAAAAACUGGGAUCUGGCCAGCAUUGUUUGGCGGCUGUCGUCUAGAUUCAAAUCCUAUUAAAGACAUUGAAAAGACAGGUUUUCAGGAAGUCGCAUGGAAUCCCAUAACACUUCAAGGUUAUGUUUCUCAAGGUUUUCAUUUAACUUUGACACGACGCCACGUCGUUGGUACAGCUAAACGCUGAAUUAAAGAAGAAAAUGAAUCACCAGAAAAUAAAGACGCAUCGAUUGUUAAAAUAUUAUUUAUUCAGGUCGUUAGUUACCGUAGGCAAUUCUGAUACAGAAAAAUAAGAAGGCGAAGCACAACUCCAAGAAUUGAAAAUCUAAUAAAUAGUUUGACAGGUGGAUCAUCAACUUCAGUUACGUCUUUUUCCGAUAAACAUAUCAUUAAUGGCUGUACAGAAUACUGUAAUAAUAAUAAUAAUCUUUGUGAGUUUUGCUAAAUAAGUAACGCUUUGGCUGGAAGAAUCACAGGGAUGAAAUUGAAAAGUUGGAGUUGCUCCUCUCUCUCUUUUGAAUGUACAUUAAUUUUUUUUUUAUUAGAAUAUAAAUUAGGAACAUUUUUCUCUUUUUCACUGAUAAUACGGUCCACAGUAUUUAGUAUGAAUAACCAAUUCUCGCCGAGAGUCACUCAAAACUGGGAUAAGUUUGAAUAAAGGAUUUACAGGAUAUAUUAGUAAUUAAAAAUAUAACAUUUUUUUCCUAUUUAUCUUUUUAACAAAAUUCACUGAUUAAGUUACCAAGGCUUUAUAUUAAUAGUACCGUAGGACGUUUAUAAGACUUUCUUCUACGAAUCAGUCAGCAACAUUAACUGUAAUUAAUUAAUUUAAAGCUAUUUAACGCAUAUUACAAAAUAUUAAGGUAUCUAAUAACCUAAUGAUUACAACAAUGUACAGUCAAAUAUAUAAUUUAUAAAUGA
This is a messenger RNA of Cephus cinctus (wheat stem sawfly), 2099 nucleotides long. Its product is annotated as methyltransferase-like protein 7A. The coding region runs from base 568 to 1365 and encodes 265 amino acids. The record is from RefSeq and is a predicted model, not a curated record. NCBI's taxonomy places the organism in Eukaryota, Metazoa, Arthropoda, Insecta, Hymenoptera, Cephidae. The transcript is spliced from 3 exons. Gene Ontology annotation, molecular function: S-adenosylmethionine-dependent methyltransferase activity.